Messenger RNA from Oryza sativa Japonica Group (Japanese rice), 1192 nucleotides. The record is from RefSeq and is a predicted model, not a curated record. Lineage: Eukaryota; Viridiplantae; Streptophyta; Magnoliopsida; Poales; Poaceae.
AUAUAAUAUUUAUAUACCAAGACCAAGGAUAAUUUAAACUGCAUGGAUCAAGACGUCAUGCACAAUAUUAUGCACACAUUCUCCCACAAUGCAUGCAUCUAUUAAAACAUAAUGCACAAUUGCACUCUUGACAUGCAAAAAUUCUCCUGUGCUGCAUUAAUUGUACUCUGAUAAAAUCCGUGUCCAUGCGGUUAUAUGAUGAUCAAGUUGAGAAAUUUUGGUUUUUGUUAUAUGAUAAACAAUUUGAGAAGGAGGGAGUAACUCUUAACUAUAAAAAGGUUCGUUUUAUUUUUGGAGUAAUUGUGUUUCUACUCUUGCUUUACGAUUCAAUUGUGAUUUUACUCCUACUUUUUAGGGUUUGUGAUUUUGCCCCUGCUUUUUAAAAACGAAGCAGCCACGUGCCCCUACUCUGUUAACUAAUGGUAACGGUGUUAAAUUUGUGGUGAAUGGACAAAUAUACCCCUGGACAUGUUUUGCCAUUCAAUGAUAAUUUCUAGAGCAAAACGAACACUAAUGUCUGAUGAUUAGAAAAAAGGAGGUAAAAAGUGACAGAUAUUUGCAUUUUUGCUCGUGAUAGAGAUUUAGACUUGAUAACCGAACAGUUGCAUGGUAUUUAUGCCAUCCCAACUAACUAAAUGCACAAUAAUACUCCCGUCUCCUCCGGCGUCGGCAGCGCCAUGGAAGGCGAUGCGGUGCUCGACUGCGACGUCUUUUCGUACACCGACGCUGACGACGCCAACGCGCACUUCUCCUCCUCCGUCUUCGCCAGCUCAGCCUCUGACUCGGCCAUGUACUCAUACUCCGACGAGGAGCAGCUGCUCACCACUGGCGACGGCAGCCCGAGCGAGUCCCUCUCGUCGACGGCAAAGUCGUCUUCCUCACCGUCAUCCUCGUCGCGGCGCCUCCAGAGGCCGUCCCUUCGCAUGCAGCCGCGGGGCCGCCGUGCCUCCCUGCGCGAGCGCCCGCCGCGCCUCCCUGCCCGCGCCCGACUCCGCCGUGUGCUGGCCCGCGCCACCGCUCCUCCCUGCCGCGUGCUGGCCGCGCGUCGCCGCCGCCGCUUGUCGCGUGCGCCGCCGCCGCCACUUGCAACCGGGACAGUAAAAGGGAUUGGGGAUUUUGCUCAUUGAACCAAGGGUAGAAUGGUCAUUCACAAAUGAUAAUAAUAUUAUCUUUCUUCAUUUAAUUAGGAAAU